UUCCCGCAAAACAAAAAGACAUGUCCAUCUCCACCAAAGAUUGCUGCUCCCACGCUGCACCAUUACAUAGCAGUGGCGCCAGAGCACCAGUGCGAGUCAAACGCAACCACCGCACAAGCACAAGGCAACGGUGCAUACACGAGCCGAUAACAAAUGGAGAAGGCGACACAGGAGUCUGAGCAGCAGGCAUGGCAGGGUGUGGUGGAGGCCCUCCUCCCGUCCACGCCCGCCGCCGCGGCGUGGCCCCACCUUGCCAGCUUCUGCGCGCUGCACCGGUAUCUCUCCGGCGUCGACGUCUGCGAGCGCGUGGCCGGGGAGGACGGCCACCCGGGCUGCGUCCGCUACGUCGCCUCCCGCGCGGCGCCUGCGCCGGGAGAGGAGGACCAGGACCAGCAGGAGGCGGCGCCUGCCGCGAUCGCGACAUGGGCCCGCGAAGAGCUGCUCGAGCUGGACGACGCCGCGCGCCGGCUGAGCUACGCCGUAGUUGGCAGCAACAUGGGGUUCGGCCGCUACGUCGCCACCAUGAUGGUUGUCGAGGAGGAGACGGAGGCGGCGGGUUGCAAGCUCGUGUGGGAGUUCGAGUGCGAGCCUGUGCAGGGCUGGAGCAGGGACGGGCUCGUCGGCUACCUCGAGACCACCGUCAAGGGCAUGGCUGCGCGGAUCGUGGAGGCCGCCGCCGAUUAAUGAUGAGGCGUCGCUGGCUCGCUGCUGCUUGAAGGGAAGGACCAGCGUAACAAAAGCUAAUAAGUAAUUAAUCGGUGAGAUGAAACAAGAUGGAAAUGGAUGUAUUUGCUGUAGUCUGUUGCUUCCCGUUUGUUUUUUCUAUUAUGAUUAGCGCCAAGAGUAGUGGCUCGCUUCCCAUGUGCAAUGAAUAAAUGCAUUAGUACGUCUGAUGUCUAUA
Messenger RNA from Aegilops tauschii subsp. strangulata, 901 nucleotides. RefSeq names its product lachrymatory-factor synthase. NCBI's taxonomy places the organism in Eukaryota, Viridiplantae, Streptophyta, Magnoliopsida, Poales, Poaceae. The record is from RefSeq and is a predicted model, not a curated record.